AUGCGCGCGCUCCUGUGCAUCACGGCUCUCGCGCAGGCGUUCCUGCACGCGCCGCGGCGAACGAUCCGCCGGCAGACGAUCCGCGCGACGGCGAGCGACGACGACGAGGGCUUCAGCAUCGCCGGCGACGAGGAGGAGGUGAGCCUCGACCUCGUGGAUCUGCUGCGGGCGCCCCCGGACGCGGCCCCGAACCGGAACCGGAGCGUCGACUACUUUGGCGAGUCGACGUCGGAGCAGGACCAGGAGUGGUCCGAGGAGGCGGACCUCGGUGCGACGGGCGAGACGCUCGAGGAGGCGCUCGCCGCGCUCGGCGGCGCGCGGCCCGCGGACGCGUCGGCCAAGGUCUUCUGCAGCCGGUCCCUGAACCUGCGGGGCAUCUCGGUCAUCGGCUACGACAUGGACUACACCAUCGUCCACUACAAGUGGCGCGAGUGGGAGCUGCUGGCCUACGAGUGCACGAAGCGGGUCCUCGAGGAGAUCGGCUUCCCCGUGGCCGACCUCGAGUUCGACAAGGACCUGGCCUGCCGGGGCCUCGUCAUCGACAAGGACCGGGGCAACUUCCUGAAGAUCGACCGCCACGGCUUCGUGCGCCGGGCCAUGCACGGCGACGCGCGCCUCGAGGGCAACGAGCUCGACGCGCUCUACGGGCGGACGCAGGUCGACCUGCGGUCGAACCGCUUCUCCUUCCUCAACACGCUCUUCAGCGUCUCCGAGGGCGUCAUGUACGCCCAGCUCGUGUCGAAGCUCGACUCCGGCGCGCUAUUUCGCGACGCAUAUGAGCCUCCAAAGUUGGAAAUUUCGCACUCUUUUCCUGCCAGGCACCGCGCGGUGACCAAGGCCCUGGGCCGCGCGCACGGCGGGGGCGGGGGCACGCCCUUCGGCAUCAAGGAGGCCGUCGUCCGGGACCCGGCCAAGUACACGCAGCGCGACCCGGACCUGCUGCGGGCGACGCUCGGCGACCAGCGGACCGCGGGCAAGAAGCUGGCGCUCAUCACGAACUCCGACUGGUGGUACAGCAACACGAUGAUGACCUUUGUGUGCGGCGGCGACGACUGGCGCGACCUCUUCGACGUCGUCAUCGUCUCCGCGCGGAAGCCGAGCUUCUUCACGACGGAGAAGCUGCCGUGCUACGAGGUCGUCACGGGCGCCGCGGAGACGGCGGACGGCGCGCCGUUGCUCCGCGAGGCGCGGACGAUGGCCGCGGGCCGCGUCUACUGCGGCGGGUCCGCGCGCCUCGUGGAGAAGCUCUUCAACGUCCAGGAGGACGAGCUGCUCUACGUCGGCGACCACAUCUUCAUGGACGCGAACGCGGUCAAGGCGUCGAUGCGCUGGCGGACGGCUUUGGUCGUCCAGGAGCUCGAGGCGGAGAUCGAGGCCGCGCGACGCGAGCGCAAAACGGGCGAGCGCAUCGACGACAUGCUGCGGCGGAAGGACGACCUGUCCGAGCACUUCAACGGCCUGAAGAACUCGCUCACGCGCUACGCGGACGGCGCCGGCGCGCCGUCGCCGCCGCACGCCCACUGGGGCUACCUCACGCGCGCGUCCCACAACGACAAGAGCCACCUCCAGCGCCAGAUCGAGAAGUACGCCGACAUCUACUGCGCCAAGGUCACGGACCUCUACAAGUACACGCCCUACCACUACUUCCGCGCCGCGCCCCAGAUCCUCGCCCACGAGAGCGACCACGCCCACGACUAA
This is a messenger RNA of Aureococcus anophagefferens, 1698 nucleotides long. It is a transcript of the gene NTD2, whose product is annotated as putative 5'-nucleotidase. The transcript is spliced from 3 exons. NCBI's taxonomy places the organism in Eukaryota, Pelagophyceae, Pelagomonadales, Pelagomonadaceae. Gene Ontology annotation, molecular function: 5'-nucleotidase activity. The record is from RefSeq and is a predicted model, not a curated record. The coding region runs from base 1 to 1698 and encodes 565 amino acids.